Molecule: messenger RNA, 423 nt
Organism: Aspergillus oryzae RIB40
Lineage: Eukaryota; Fungi; Ascomycota; Eurotiomycetes; Eurotiales; Aspergillaceae
Product: heat shock factor family protein
Exons: 3
Coding region: 1-423 (140 amino acids)
Biological process (GO): regulation of DNA-templated transcription
Molecular function (GO): DNA-binding transcription factor activity; sequence-specific DNA binding
Source: RefSeq, a predicted model, not a curated record
AUGCUGGAGGAUCCGUCCUACGCGGAGAUUGUACGGUGGGGUGAUGAAGGGGACAGUUUUGUCGUCUUGGAGUGCGAGAAAUUUACGAAAACCAUCCUUCCUAAGCAUUUCAAACAUAGCAACUUUGCCAGCUUUGUACGACAAUUAAACAAGUACGACUUUCACAAAGUGAGACAAAAUAAUGAAGAGAAUGGUCAAUCACCGUACGGCCAGAAUGGUUGUCUGACCAGGAAUCUAGGCAUGGGAAUUCAAGCACCCCGAAUUCCGGGCGAACAGCAAAGAAUCACUCGACAAUAUUCGACGGAAGGCGCCUGCCCCUCGAAAACAGACCCAGAACAACGAAGAUUCCGUUCCAACGCAACAGAUCGAUCUCCUGAACCAGCAAAUAGUGGCGCAGCAACAACAAAUUCAGCAUCUCUCUGA